UUGAAAGAUAGAAAAUAAGUAAUGCCAUUACCCUGCUGUGAGAGUUGAAGGAUUAAAGUGUCCUUUUCUUCUGAAAAAGAACACUAAUUUUUAUUUUCCUAAUGAUUUAUGAGUAAUGGACAUCAAAAUCCAUUGUGAAAGAACAAAACAAGAAUGUAUUUUUUAUUUCUGUGUUUAGGAAUAAAAAGGAUUAAAGUAGAGGUUGUCUAGAAACCCUGAAGAGGAAAGCAAACUGUGAGAAUUACUGAAAGGCACAGAGAAUCCUAUAAGCUAAACCAAGAAAAGCCAUCCAAGCAAAAAACGUCUUCUGUCCAGGAAGAGCCCUGUCAAUGUAUCUGGUGACAGAAUAGGCAGUUUCAGAAUUCAUGGGGAACCUGAAUUCUACAACUGCAAGUCUCAACCAUAAAGUUUCAUAUGCCUCAGUUCAAUGAUACUUCCAACAUUCAUGCAGCAGACCUACAUUAUUUGCAGAUUGAAUAUUUGCAAAUUUUUCUACUUACUAAAAUUUAUUUGUAACCCUAACAUUAAUACGAGUUGCUCUUUCUCAGUGAUUAUAGGGAUGUGCAGAGCAGUAAAAAUUUUGAGUCACCUCUUCCUUCUUUCCGUUUUCAUACUAUAAACAAGUAUUCUUUUCACAGUCUACUUAGUACCACAGUUUUAGCAUUUUUGUGCCUUUUCUUGGUGAUUUUGCCAUUUAAAAUGCUCCAAAUGUAGUGUUGAAGUGCUUUUUAGUGUUCCUAAGCACAAGAGGGCCAUGGUGUGCUUUAUGGAGACAAUAUGUGUGUUAGGUAAGCUGUAGGCAUGAGUUAGAGCACUGUUGGCAAUAAGUUCAAAGUAAAUGGAUCACCAAUAUAUACUAAAUAGGUGACUUUAAAUAGAACCACAAGAAAAAUAAUGUUAUAUAUUGAUUCUUUAGCAAAGAUAUGACCAGAGACUCACAGGAACUUAACUGUGUUUCCUCUAGGAGCAGUAGUUAAGUAUUCACCUAUUCAGUGUUUAAGGCAACUUUAUAGAACAUAACUGUUCUAAAUAAUGAGAAUCAUUUGUAUGUAUUUAUCUAUCAUAUAUCUAUUUAUCUAUCUAUUAUCCAUCUCUCUAUAUGUUGAAUGCAUAUAUAUAAGCAAAACAAGUCUACAGUAUUCUUCAGAAAGCAGAAUGUCUGAAUACUUCCAUUAUUUGGAAACAAAAUAAUGGACUUUUGAAUAAUCAAUAGGUAAAAAAAUUAAAUUAAGAGUAAUAAUGUAUUUUGAACUAAAUGAAAACACAAUAUAUUAAAAUCUCUGGGAUACAACUAAAACAAGUUAGAAAUUUAUAGCACUAUAUGGUUAUAUUAGAAUUAAAAAGAUCUCAUGUCAAUAACCUGCAAGCUCACCCUAACAAACUAGAAAAAGAAGAAAUUAAACUCAUAAAAAUUAGAAAGAAAAUGAUAAAGAUCACAGCAUAAAUAAAUAAAACAAUUCACAAGGUCUUUCAUCAUUUUAUUUUAUUCUUCUCCUGUCUUAUAUUAUUAUUGUUAUGUAUUUUAACUCCACAGAUGAUAUGAUUAUGGUUUAUGUGUUCCAUAUUUAUUUAUAUUUACCCAUCUAUUUAUCUUUUCCUGUAUUCUUUGUUUUCUUCAAUUCUUGUGUUUUUAUCUGAGAUAAUUUUCCUUCUUUUAAUAAAACUCAUUUAUUAUUUUAUGUGGUGCAUGUCCACUGGCUAGGAAAUCUAAUUUUUGUUUGUCUGAAAUAUUCUUAUUUCACCUUAAUUUUUGAAAAAUAAUGCUGCUGGCUAUAGAAUUCAAUGCUGGCAGUUGUUUUCUUUCUGCACAAUAAAGUUGUCAUAGUCUUGUUUUCUGUCUUAUAACCUUACUGUUAAACAGACAGCUAUGGUUGAAUGUUAACCUUUUGAAGAUUAUAAGUCUUUUUUGUCUUUGCACUUUUAGUAUAAUUUCUCUUUUAUUUUUAGCUGUGUCAUUAAGAUAUGCCUAUGUGUUUGGGGUUCCUAGGCUUUACUGAACUGGUGCUUUUUAUGUCUCUCAUCAGUUUUGGAGAAUUGUUAACUAGAAUCACUUCAAAAAUUGCCUUUGUCUAUUCUGUCAUGCUUUUUUACUGGGAUUCAAAUCACAUAUAUGUUAAUGCUUUUCACCAUGACACACAUAUUUCUUACACUCACAUCCAUAUCUUAUCUUUUUACUUCUCUUCAUGCUUUCCUAAAGACAUCUUCUACUUUCUUUAAGUUUAUUUAUCUUUGCUUUUGCUGGGUAUAACUUAUAUUUAAACUUAUAUAUUAAGUUCUUAGUAUCAGUUAGUGUAUCUUCCAUUUGAUUAUUUUCAGAGAUUUUAUUUUUCUGAUAAAAUUUACUAUCAUUUCAAUAUUUUUAUGAACAUAUUAGUCACAAAUAUUUUAGUCUUAGGACAAUUAAAAAAAAGGAUUAGCAGCCUCCUAGAAAGAUAUUAUAGGAUGAGAAGAAGGCUUUACAUAAUGCAAUUCCUAUUUUCCACACAGAAACACCAUCAUCUAAGGGAUAUAUAGGUGAUGGGGGGUUUGAAUAAGAACUGAAUAUAAACAACACAAAGUGAGUAUUAAAUUAACUGAAGAUGAACAACCCAAAGAUAAUAUUAAAUCAUUUAAUCAGGAACAAUAGUGACACAACCUAUCAAAACCUGUGGGAUACAGCAAAGGCAGUGGUAAGAGGAAAGUUCAUAGCCCUAAACGCCUAUAGCAAAAAGACUGAAAGAGCUCCAACUGACAUUCUAAGGUCACACCUCAAGGAACUAGAGAAACAAGAACAAACCAAGCCCAAAUCCAGCAGAAGAAAGGAAAUAACCAAGAUCAGAGCAGAACUAAAUAAAACUGGGACAAACAAACAAAAAUACAAAAGGUAAAUGUAACAAAAACCAGUUCUUUGAAAAGAUAAAGCUGACAGACCAUUAGCAAGAUUAACCAAGAAAAGAAGAGAGAAAAUCCAAAUUACCUCAAUAAAAAGCAAAACGAGAUAUUGCAACUGACAGCACAGAAAUACAAAAGAUCAUUCAAGGUCAUUAUGAACAUUUUACAUGCAUAAACUAGAAAACCUAGAAGAGACGGAUAAAUUCCUGGAAAAAUACAACUUUCCUAGCUUAAAUCAGGAAGAAUCAGAUACCCUAAACAGACCAAUAACAAGUACUGAGAUUGAAAUGGUAAUUUAAAAAUUCCCAACAAAAAAAAGUCCAGGACCAGAUGGAUUCGCAGCAGAAUUCCACCAGACAUUCAAAGAAGAAUUGGAUGCAGCUAUGAAUGCAAGGCCACACAAGGUGGAUGGAAGAGUUGUGGAACCAAAGAGAGCCAUCUCAAGAGAAGAUUCUCAAAGACCAGGUGCCCACUUAACUGUGAAAAAGAUAUUUGUUGGUGGCAUUAAAGAAGACACUGAAGAACAUCACCUAAGAGAUUAUUUUGAACAGUAUGGAAAAAUUGAAGUGAUUGAAAUCAUGAGUGACCGAGGCAGUGGCAAGAAAAGGGGCUUUGCCUUUGUAACCUUUGAUGACCAUGACUCCGUGGAUAAGAUUGUCAUUCAGAAAUACCAUACUGUGAAUGGCCACAACUGUGAAGUUACAAAAGCCCUGUCAAAGCAAGAGAUGGCUAGUGCUUCAUCCAGCCAAAGAGGUCGAAGUGGUUCUAGAAACUUUGGUGGUAGUUGUGGAGGUGGUUUCAGUGGGAACGACAACUUUAGUCAUGGAGGAAACUUCAGUGGUCAUGGUGGCUUUGGUGGCAGCCAUGGUGGUGGUGGAUAUGGUGGCAAUGGGGAUGGCUAUAAUGGAUUUGGUAAUGAUGGAAGCAAUUUUGGAGGUGGUGGAAGCUACAAGGAUUUUGGCAAUUACAACAAUCAGUCUUCAAAUUUUGGACCCAUGAAGGGAGGAAAUUUUGGAGGAAGAAGCUCUGGCCCCUAUCGUGGUGGAGGCCAGUACUUUGCAAAACCACGAAACCAAGGUGGCUAUGGCGGUUCCAGCAGCAGCAGUAGCUAUGGCAGUGGCAGAAGAUUUUAAUUAGGAAACAAAGCUCAGCAGGAGAGGAGAGCCAGAGAAGUAACAGGGAAGCUACAGGUUACAACAGAUUUGUGAACCCAGCCAAGCAUAGUGGUGGCAGGGCCUAGCUGCUACAAAGAAGACAUGUUUUAGACAAAUACUCAUGUGUAUGGGCAAAAAACUCGAGGACUGUAUUUGUGACUAAUUGUAUAACAGGUUAUUUUAGUUUCUGUUCUGUGGAAAGUGUAAAGCAUUCCAACAAAGGGUUUUAAUGUAGAUUUUUUUUUUGCACCCAUGCUGUUGAUUGCUAAAUGUAAUAGUCUGAUCGUGAUGCUGAAUAAAUGUCUUUUUUUUUAAUGUGCUGUGUAAAGUUAGUCUACUCUGAAGCCAUCUUGGUAAAUUUCCCCAACAGUGUGAAGUUAGAAUUCCUUCAGGGUGAUGCCAGGUUCUAUUUGGAAUUUAUAUACAACCUGCUUGGGUGAAGAAGCCAUUGUCUUCGGAAACCUUGGUGUAGUUG
This is a messenger RNA of Pan troglodytes (chimpanzee), 4500 nucleotides long. RefSeq names its product heterogeneous nuclear ribonucleoprotein A1-like. Lineage: Eukaryota; Metazoa; Chordata; Mammalia; Primates; Hominidae. The record is from RefSeq and is a predicted model, not a curated record. The coding region runs from base 3255 to 4004 and encodes 249 amino acids. Gene Ontology annotation, biological process: mRNA splicing, via spliceosome. Gene Ontology annotation, cellular component: catalytic step 2 spliceosome. Gene Ontology annotation, molecular function: mRNA 3'-UTR binding. The transcript has a single exon.